UUCAUCAAAGAACAUAUAUUACUUUAGCGGUUUGGUUUAAAAAAAAAUGUUGGUUUUCUGCCCACCCCUUUUCAAUCUGCCGGUGUCGGAGGUGCUCGGAGAAGACGCACAAUCGCGAGCAGCUUACGACACUCAGUGAGCAGUCGGUGCCGGUGCAGGCUCCUGCACACUCCUCGGCGGAGGGAAGGAGUCGAGCGCUGCUCUGCGCUCCGCAAAGCAUGAACCGGCCAGGUUUCAGCAGCUGCCUAGGACACGAAUGGCAGGCGUUCUCCAACCGGGACACCAAGGUGGCUGCGAUCCGAGGUGGUCAUUGCCGAUGACAUUCUUCAGACUGUCAAAUCUUGGGGAGUCUCGAGCCCCGAGUUUGGAGUUGAUUUUUUCUCUCACCCCCCCACCACGUCACUAUCUCAACUGCAGAGGAAAAAAAGGGGGACCGAGGCAGGAAGGCGAGAAGCCCAGGCUCCCGGCACGUAGUUGGGAAACUUGCGGGUCCUAGAAGUCGCCUCCCCGCCUCGCCGACCGCCCCUGCAGCCCCGGAGCGCAGCAGCAAAGUGAGACAUUGUGCGUCUGCCAGAUCCUCGGGCCGCGGAGCAGGGCUGCUCGGGAAACACAGAGGGGUCUUCUCUCGCCCUGCAUAUAAUUAGCCUACACACAAAGGGAGCAGCUGAAUGGAGGUUGUCACUCGCUGGAAAAGGGUGGAUUUCUGACCCAGCGCUUCCAAUGGACAUUCUCCAGUCUCUCUGGAAAGAUUCUCGCUAAUGGAUUUCCUGCUACUCGGCCUCUGUCUACACUGGCUGCUGAGGAGGCCCUCGGGGGUGGUCUUGUGUCUGCUGGGGGCCUGCUUUCAGAUGCUGCCCGCCGCCCCCAGCGGAUGCCCGGGGCAGUGUCGGUGCGAGGGGCGGCUGUUGUACUGCGAGGCGCUCAACCUGACCGAGGCGCCCCACAACCUGUCCGGCCUGCUGGGCUUGUCUCUGCGCUACAACAGCCUCUCGGAGCUGCGCGCCGGCCAGUUCACGGGGUUAAUGCAGCUCACGUGGCUGUAUUUGGAUCACAAUCACAUCUGCUCGGUGCAGGGGGACGCCUUUCAGAAACUGCGCCGAGUUAAGGAACUCACACUGAGUUCCAACCAGAUCACCCAACUGGCCAACACCACCUUUCGGCCCAUGCCCAACCUGCGCAGCGUGGACCUGUCCUACAAUAAGCUUCAGGCUCUGGCUCCGGAUCUCUUCCACGGGCUGCGGAAGCUCACCACGCUGCACAUGCGGGCCAAUGCCAUCCAGUUUGUGCCGGUACGCAUCUUCCAGGACUGCCGCAGCCUCAAGUUUCUAGAUAUUGGAUACAAUCAGCUCAAGAGUCUGGCGCGCAACUCUUUCGCUGGCUUGUUCAAGCUCACGGAGCUGCACCUGGAGCAUAACGACUUGAUCAAGGUGAACUUCGCUCAUUUCCCGCGCCUCAUCUCUCUUAAUUCGCUCUGCCUGCGGCGGAAUAAGGUGGCCAUUGUGGUCAGCUCUCUGGACUGGGUUUGGAAUUUGGAGAAAAUGGACUUGUCGGGGAACGAGAUCGAAUACAUGGAGCCCCACGUGUUCGAGACCGUGCCGUACCUGCAGUCCUUGCAGCUGGAUUCCAACCGCCUCACCUAUAUAGAGCCCCGUAUCCUCAACUCCUGGAAGUCCCUUACAAGCAUUACUCUGGCCGGGAACCUGUGGGACUGCGGGCGCAAUGUGUGUGCCCUGGCCUCCUGGCUCAGCAACUUCCAGGGGCGCUAUGAUGGUAACUUGCAGUGCGCCAGCCCGGAGUACGCACAGGGCGAGGACGUCUUGGAUGCUGUGUAUGCUUUCCACCUGUGCGAGGAUGGGGCCGAGCCUACCAGUGGCCACCUCCUGUCGGCCGUCACUAACCGCAGUGACCUAGCACCCCCGGAGAGCUCGGCCACCACGCUGUUGGAAGGCGGGGAGGGACUGCACGAUGGCACGUUUGAGCCCAUCACCGUGGCUCUCCCGGGCGGCGAGCACGCUGAGAACGCUGUGCAGAUCCACAAAGUGGUCACGGGCACGAUGGCUCUCAUCUUCUCCUUCCUCAUCGUGGUCCUAGUACUCUACGUAUCCUGGAAGUGUUUCCCAGCCAGCCUCAGGCAGCUCAGACAGUGCUUUGUCACGCAGCGCAGGAAGCAGAAGCAGAAACAGACCAUGCAUCAGAUGGCUGCUAUGUCUGCCCAGGAAUACUACGUUGAUUACAAACCCAACCACAUCGAGGGGGCCCUGGUGAUCAUCAACGAGUACGGUUCAUGUACCUGUCACCAGCAGCCUGCGAGAGAAUGCGAGGUGUAACUGGCCCAGUGGCUCUCAACCCAUGCGCUACCAAAUACGUCUGGGCAGCCGGGCCGGCCGGCAGGCACCAGGACGGGUCUCCUCUGCGCACUGAUGUGUUGACUGAAACUGUAUGGGGAUCUCUCCCAGAGACUUGACAUUUUAGCUUUAUGUGUCUUAAAAACAAAAAAAAUAAAACACAACAAAACCCCACCCCAUAAUCUUCAGGACAGUCUGUCUUAAAUUUCAUAUGAGAACUCCUUCCUCCCUUUGAAGAUCUGUCCAUAUUCAGGAAUCUGAGUGUUAAAAAAAAGGUACCAAUCAUUGAUUUUUUUUUGUAAACUAAAACGUUUAAAAUAAAAUAGCAUUUACAGUUUCUACAGGCUGGUGGAACCUGAAUGACUGCUACCUGUCUUAACUGAAGAAGCAGUGGUUAAAGUUUCCUUGGAAGGUAGAUGGGACUGGAAGUGAGGGGUCUUGGUGGGUGGGAAAAAAAUCAAGAAAUCAUGGAGCAAAAAUUUUAGAUUCGAUUUGAAAUCAUAAGAGGGGCAAAUGAGGAAGGCUUAUCACUGUAAUGGUUCUGGUAAUAUAUCUCUGUGGAUAAAAGAAAAAAUUCAGGAAGACCCUUCAUAGUCUGAGGACUGGGCUAAGAUAUCUAGCUGGUUUAAAGUGAUGGGUAAGGCAUGAUUGGGGCAUCAUUUCUAGGCCUUUAAGGCAGAGAUCAGAGAUCUUGGCAAGAUCAUUGCAAAUGGCUUUUAAAAGGCAACGCUUGACAGUUUAUCCUGCGAGCAAGGAACAUUUUUCCCCCUUUAAAAUAACCACCUUCCAAAUCAGCACAAAAUUUCCCACCAAAUGCCAUUUGGUCUUUUGAUCUUAAUUUUCCUGUGUCUUUUACUCUUCAGAAUUAGUAGCAAUCUGUGCCCUUUAUCAUGCCCUCCCAUGGCAGAGAGAGAGAGAGAGAGAGAGAGAGAGAGAGAGAGAGAGAGAGAGAGAGAAUAUGAAUAUAAAUAUCGCAACAUUCAAUACUGAAAGACAGUCUCUGGGAGUUAGGAGCAGCAAGCCUCAGCUUAGGAGUUUCUGUGGGGAGAGAGGAAGCCCUGAGUCAGGAAUCCCCCUUUGGUAAUGACUUGUGGUGAGAAAAUCCAGGUCCUGACUUGGCAGAACAGUCUUGCAGGUGAGGUGGGAGAUAACCCUCUUUAUGCCGUGCUAUUUGUAUAAUACUGACAUGGGGAUGAUUUGUUAAAACAGAACAAGAAUGCUGCCACCUCUCAGAUGCUCCUUUUAUGUGGUGUGUGCUUUCCCUGUUUUUCCACUUAAAAAAAACAUGUUAAUAUGACUGACAGCCUCUCCUUAGCCUUCAAAGGCUUCUAGGGUCCUUCAUUGACAUUUAUUUAUU
Messenger RNA from Chionomys nivalis (European snow vole), 3702 nucleotides. RefSeq names its product leucine rich repeat transmembrane neuronal 1 (gene Lrrtm1). The record is from RefSeq and is a predicted model, not a curated record. NCBI's taxonomy places the organism in Eukaryota, Metazoa, Chordata, Mammalia, Rodentia, Cricetidae. Gene Ontology annotation, molecular function: protein binding. The transcript has 2 exons. Bases 759 to 2327 code for a protein of 522 amino acids.